AUGUCCAUUGGAGUCCUUCACCGUGGCCAAAUCAUUCACACCAAACAUCUCGGACAGCGCGAUAUAUCGACCGGAAAGGCGCCGCAGGAUGAUACGUUAUAUCACAUCGCUUCACUCACUAAGGUUCUAACGACUUGCCUUAUUGGGAUCUUGGUCGCCGAAGGAUUGUUGACAUGGGAAACUCCGAUCCGCGAAUACCUACACACAUUACGAAGUCGUUCCGAUGAGAUGGGCGUGAAUGCAACUCUAUGUGACGUUGCGUCUAACAGAACCGGGCUGUCUAGUUCGGAUUUCUUCUGGGGACAGCAGAAUGGAGAUAUUCUAACCCCAAAGAAUGACCUUGUGUCUCUAUCCACGGUCAUACAAGCUUCCAAACCGUUUCGGAGAUCUUUCAUCUACUCGCCUUGGAAUUAUAUUCUUAUCCAAGCGGUCAUUGAGACUGUCACUGGAAAGCCUUUUGGGCAAACGAUGAGGGAAAAGCUAUUUGAUCCGCUUGGCUUGCACCAAACUACUCUUGAAGGCCUUGAAGGAUCGAACAUUGCAUAUCCACACGCCGUGCAUGAUGAUGGAGGUGUUACAAGAACUCCAAUAUGCCCAUUUUCAUCUGAUACAGGCCUGACCGCAGUGAUGGGCGGUAAAAGUACUCUUCGGGAGAUGUUAACCAUCUACUCCGCGAUACUCUCAGCAUACGCACAUCAGAAAGAGAAUAAUGUCGACACUACUCCAGGAUUGCCUUUCACUUACCUUCGCUUAAUUUUUGAACCACACAUCCAACUCCGGAGGAACGUUCCAACUUCGUCCCAAGCUUACUGUCUUGGUGUAUAUCGUACCAUCCUCCCUGGGAACUUGUCCUGCGCUAGUCUCAACGCAUCUCUCUUGCGCAGAAGCGCCCCUACCUUCGGUAUUGACCUCCCCGGAACUAAGAUAUUUCACCAUACGGGUAAUAUUCCUGGCUAUUUUCACAGCAUGUUCCUGGAGACCGAGACCCAGAGCUGCGUUGUCUGCCUGUCCAACGCGACACCGUUCAUGGAUGCGACGGACUUCAGCGCGCAGCUUCUUCUUGGGACCUUACUGGGAUCUAGGAGCUUCCCUUCGUUCUUACCUCUCGCAAAGACCGCGAAACAGACACAGAUGGCUUGGUAUGAACAUCUGUCUAGGUACCUCUGCGCCAACAAGACUGAGCGCUUGCCUACACUACCAUUUGCCGCCUACUCCGGAAGAUAUAGCAACGCAAUGGGGAACUUUGUACUGGACAUCAUUUCGAUGAAGGCUGGUCUACGUGUAUAUGUGCAAAGCCAUUCUCUUACGACCUAUGAUCUUCUUCCGUACGACAGGGACACAUUUUACUGGGAAGCAAACAGGAACCGAGAGGUUUGUGACCGGGCGAUGUUUCCUGUCUCUGACUAUCAUACACGCUUAGUAAGUUUUCAUUUGGGUGCAAGGGGGGUGGAAAGUCUACAAUGGCAUUGCGAUCCGAUGGUGCAGCCCGAGGUAUUCCGUAGGAAGCUGCAAGCAGAAUCCACUAGACUGUAG
This is a messenger RNA of Lindgomyces ingoldianus, 1533 nucleotides long. RefSeq names its product beta-lactamase/transpeptidase-like protein. NCBI's taxonomy places the organism in Eukaryota, Fungi, Ascomycota, Dothideomycetes, Pleosporales, Lindgomycetaceae. The record is from RefSeq and is a predicted model, not a curated record. The transcript has a single exon. Bases 1 to 1533 code for a protein of 510 amino acids.